ACUCCUGCUGCAGGCAGAUAGGUUCUCCCCGCCCUGGGUGCAUCACCCCAGUCACCCUUCUCUGUCCCAGGCCAUGGCGAAGCUGAGCUUGUUCACCCUUUUGGGGCUGGGACUGACGCUCUUCAAGGAUCACGAGUCUUCUUUCCAAACACGAAGUAAUGCUUUCCGAGAAGUGAAACCGGUGGAACUCCCUAAGUGUAAUUUAGUUAAAGGAAUAGAAACUGGCUCUGAAGACUUGGAGAUACUUCCUAAUGGACUGGCUUUGAUUAGCUCCGGAUUAAAAUAUCCUGGAAUAAAGAGCUUUGCUCCCAAUAAGCCUGGAAAAAUACUUCUGAUGGACCUGAAUGAGGCAGACCCAGCAGUGGUGGAACUGAAUAUCACCGGAAGUGCAUUUGAUCUGUCUUCGUUUAACCCUCACGGGAUCAGCACGUUCACAGAUGAAGAUAAUACCGUGUAUCUGCUGGUGGUGAACCAUCCAGAUGUCAAAACUACCGUUGAGUGCUUUAAAUUUCAAAAAGAAGAAAAAUCACUUUUGCAUCUGAAAACCAUCAGACACAAACUCUUACCUAAUUUGAAUGACAUCGUUGCCGUGGGACCUGAGCACUUUUAUGGCACAAACGAUCACUAUUUUAUCGACCCCUUCCUGAAAUCCUGGGAGCUGUAUUUGGGUUUAGCCUUGUCAUAUGUUGUUUACUAUAGUCCAGACGAAGUUAAAGUGGUGGCGGACGGAUUUGAUUUUGCUAAUGGCAUCAACAUUUCACCUGACGGCAAGUAUGUCUAUAUAACUGAACUUCUGGCUCAUAAGAUUCAUGUGUAUGAAAAGCAUGCUAAUUGGACUUUAACUUCAUUGAAGUCCCUGGUCACUGACACCCUCGUGGACAACAUAUCUGUGGAUCCUGUGACAGGGGACCUGUGGGUUGGAUGCCACCCCAAUGGCAAGAGACUAUUUUCCUAUGACCCGAAGAAUCCUCCUGGAUCAGAGGUGCUCCAAAUCCAGAACAUUUUAACAGAGGAACCAAAAGUCACAGUGGCUUAUGCAGAAAACGGCACAGUGUUGCAAGGAAGCUCGGCCGCCUCUGUGUACAAGGGGAAACUGCUGAUUGGCACUGUGUACCAAAAAGCUCUGUACUGUGAGCUCUAAGGGGGGGAUGUGCACCCAUGCCAUGGAAGCCGCGAGCCUGUCAUUUCAAUUGCUUGCCACCUCCAAGAGACCACCGUGAUCUCAUCUGAAUGAUGAGCAUUGA
Molecule: messenger RNA, 1244 nt
Organism: Phyllostomus discolor (pale spear-nosed bat)
Lineage: Eukaryota; Metazoa; Chordata; Mammalia; Chiroptera; Phyllostomidae
Gene: PON1
Product: paraoxonase 1
Exons: 9
Coding region: 74-1141 (355 amino acids)
Cellular component (GO): extracellular region
Molecular function (GO): arylesterase activity; aryldialkylphosphatase activity
Source: RefSeq, a predicted model, not a curated record